AGCAUGCUAUGGCUGUGUGCCCUUUUGGUGAACGUGACUGAAUGCUACAAGGUUAGCGUUAGCAUGAAGUCAGACAACCACCUGUCAAAUGGAAUUUACAACACACACAUGGCAUAUUUACUUGUCCGGUUCAAGAGUUGAAAUGUGGACAUACUUUUUUCUUGUUUUUAAAGCAACAGUCUAUUUAUUCUUCCGAUUAUAGCAUAGAAAUUGUAAUGAUUUUUUUUUAGAAUAUUGUGUCCGUUUGUCAUUGUAAUUUUCCCACUUCAAGAUAUUAAAAUAAACAGCCAUGGAUCAAGCAUGUACUGUAUGUGCCAGUGAUGUUGAUAGGUACGCGUCCUGCGUAAUUUCUCCAUGUAAAACGAUACAUUGUGAACAACUCGUGUUUAAAAUCAAAUUAAGUAGAUACUAAGAAUCCUUGUCAGCAGACUAGCCAGCAAAGCCUUUUCUGCUGACCUAACCACUGCCAGAAGCAGUGACCUACAUUUCAAACUUAAUUUUGUAGUAUUUGUUCCAUUACAUUAAUUUAUUCCCAACAGUCUAUUAUCUUCAUUUUGUAGUGUGUUUCUUGGCUGCAGUGCUUCCAGUGGUGUAUGGGCAUGUUAGAAGCUCAAAUCUGAUUUGUUGCCUUAACAAGCUAACCUGCCCAGGGCCUUCAGAAUCAAAUUUUUUGGCCAAUCAGACUUCUGAUUUUCCUCAAAGCCAGCUUGCAUGCCCCCAGUUCUGAUUGGUUGAUCAGAGUAAAUCUGUUCUGCAUGAUAAGUUACACGCACAAUGCCUGAGAAGAAAUCUUUGCGUGGCAGCCAUCUUUAUCACAUACACAAGAAUGGACAGGCUGUGAUAAUGGCGUGCUGCGAUACAACGAAAGAGAAAAGUAACGACACCGAAAUUGACUGGAAAGCCUACAUGAAUGAAGUGGAAGGAGUCAUUAAUGGCACCUAUGACUACACCCAGCUUAAAGGAGACACGGGCCCCUUGGUGUAUCCAGCCGGCUUUGUGUACAGCUUCACAGCUCUGUACUACAUCACCAGCUCUGGGGCCAACAUCCGCCUGGGCCAAUAUAUUUUUGCUGUUUUUUACCUCAUCACGCUACUGUUGGUCUUCAGAAUAUACUGCCGCACAAAGAAGGUUCCUCCUUGUGUGUUCUUCUUUAUGUGUUGUGCCUCCUAUCGGAUCCACUCAAUCUUUGUGCUGCGUCUGUUCAACGAUCCAGUUGCCAUGAUGCUGUUGUUUGCCGCUGUUAACCUCUUUAUUGAUGGUCACUGGUCCCUUGGCUGCGGACUUUACAGUUUAGCAGUGUCUGUGAAAAUGAACGUUCUACUCUUCGCACCGGGACUACUUUUCCUCCUCCUGUCAGAGUUUGGUCUAAUCAGGACGAUCCCAAAACUUGCUCUAUGUGCAAACAUACAGUUCUUGUUGGGUCUGCCUUUUCUCCUGGAGAAUCCUGUCGGCUACGUGAGUCGGGCUUUUGACCUGGGGCGUCAGUUUAUGUUCAAGUGGACGGUCAACUGGCGCUUCCUGCCUGAGUGGAUCUUCUUAAACCGCUAUUUCCACUUGGUCUUGUUGGCAGCUCACCUGUUGACCUUGCUGCUCUUUGCUCUCCGCCGCUGGAAGAGGUUGGGAGAAAGCCCUUUAGAACUCUUCAAGGAACCUGGCAAGAGGAAAGUCACACCUCAGAAAAACACUGCCAACCAGAUCGUUCUCAUUUUGUUUACCUCCAACUUUAUUGGCAUGUGCUUCAGUCGUUCGCUACAUUACCAGUUCUACGUGUGGUACUUCCACACGCUGCCGUACGUGCUGUGGAGUGGAGGAGUUAAAAAGAUGGAUCAUCUGCUCAGGAUCCUGAUCUUGGGUCUUAUUGAGUGGUCGUGGAAUACCUACCCCUCGACUUGCAGCAGCUCCAUAGCCCUCCACGCCUGUCACCUCUUCAUUCUCCUCUGUCUGUGGUUGGCUCCGCCCCUGCACUCAGCAGCUGAAACACGGGCAAAAUCACCCGGCAUGGAAAAAUACCAAUGAGAUGCAGUACAAGUGGAGGUGUAUUCGGGUGAAAGCUGCUGAGAGACCCCUCCUCCCCCAUCCAUUCUCUGAACACCAGCAUAGAGAGACAGGCAAUGGGGUAGACUCCGAAAGAGCCAUUAUUGGUGUUUUAGCUUUGUGCUAAAAGGUGAAGAAAGCUGACAUGGGGCGUGGUCCUCAGACAGCAACCUACAUGAUGAAACAUGCAGUUGUUACUUGCAGGUAACAAUAUGAAGAGACACGGAAAUAUGGAUUCUCAGGUUUUGUCACAUAACCUUUUAAUACCAUCUCAUCUAAUUAGUGAUAUAUAUUAUGACAUGAAACCACAUAUCACUCUUCUCAACGAGCAGCAGGUGCUGCUGUGGGGCCCUCCCCUAUCUGAAAGCACUCACAGGCGGCUCCAUCUUGUGAUAUUUUUUUUUUUUAAAAAGGAAGAAAAGAAGUGACAAAGUUAAUUUAAACAUAUUUGUUUUGUUUUUCAUGUUUUUUUUUUACUCAAUUUUUUGUCGCUCUUCUCUCCUACAGCGUCCAUUAUAAUUAAUAUUUUGUUUAUCACGGUUAAUUGCUUCCAAGUUUUUUUUAAUGGCAUCAACUGAUUAAUUUAACCUGCUGUUUGGAGACGGCGAGCUGGGUCAGCAGCACCAUGACAUGACUGUGAUGGAGUGGUUGGAUGUAAAGACAGUAACUUGGAGCAGCGAAGUGAGACUGUUCAGAUCACAAACCCCUGGGGGAGGUGCUGCUGGGGUGGAGCUUGGACAGAAAGGUUAUGAUCUUUUAUUCAUUUACUUAUAUCAUUUAGAGUAAUCCCUUCAUUACAGUUAAUUGGUUCCAGACUCGACUGUGAUAAGUGAAUUUCUACGAAGUACAAUUCCUUAUUUAUAAAUGGAAAUUUUUUACAGUUAGAGCACAGAAAACCUGUCUAUGACAUUCUAAAUAUGGGUUUUUAACAUGAUUAGAGCCCUCUAGACAUGAAAUAACACCCCUAUAGUCACCUUUACACUCAUAAUACACAAUCUAGUUGGCAAAAAAUAGACUCGCGCUUGUGUGUGUUACUAUAAAUGUGUUCCCUAGGGCAGGGGUUCCCAACCACCGGGACGGGGCCGAGGAAGCCUUUCAGGCGCAAUGAUAAAAAAAAAAAAUACACACGCAAAAAAAAUAUAUACUUUUGUAAAUAACUAAAUACAAUUUUGAGUAAAUGCAUAUCAAUUUUGGAAAUAUUGACCAUUAUUUUAUUAAAAAAAAUAAUACAGUUGGAAGUUUUUGCAUGUUUAUGUUGUUUGUUGCGCGUGUCCGACUUUGUUUGCCAGUCCUUGAACCCACCAUUGUAUGUGUGCUAACCUUCUCCCACUCUGCACAGAUUGUCAUCUAUACUGUAUUUUUAUCGGGGUUUUUUCAAUUCAUAUUUGCUCCCAAAUGCUGAUAGUCUGCGGGAAUGCAUAAAGGUAAAGUUUGAUGACGUUAUUGAGUGUGAAUGUGUAUAUUUGUUGUGUGCACAGCUUCAAGUUAAUUCAUGCUAGGACACUACCUGUUAGCACACACAUCAAGCAGCGGCGCUAUAAUCGCUCUGAAAAACAAACUCCAAGCUUAUUGUGGGUCUGUAUUCACUUUGUGCUUUUAAUUUGAUGUUCCUGUCUUAAUUUUACACAAUAAAUACUAAAUGAGAUAAAUUACAUCGCUAUACGACCCCGCCUACCCCCGUGGGAACACGAGCCGGGCCGUGGGUUGUGGACCACUGCCCUAGGGGACCUGAGGAAGGCCAGCAGGAAGUGACGUUGGGGCUUCAGAGUUGAGUUUCACCUUUGUGUGGGUAAUGGCCACAAAAGUAGUUUAUUAGGGAUUUUUAUUGUGCCUGCUGUGAGAUCAUUCAAACCUGCAAUAAAAGCCUGU
Messenger RNA from Dunckerocampus dactyliophorus (ringed pipefish), 3903 nucleotides. It is a transcript of the gene alg3, whose product is annotated as ALG3 alpha-1,3- mannosyltransferase. The transcript is spliced from 10 exons. The record is from RefSeq and is a predicted model, not a curated record. NCBI's taxonomy places the organism in Eukaryota, Metazoa, Chordata, Actinopteri, Syngnathiformes, Syngnathidae. The coding region runs from base 775 to 2016 and encodes 413 amino acids. Gene Ontology annotation, cellular component: endoplasmic reticulum. Gene Ontology annotation, molecular function: dol-P-Man:Man(5)GlcNAc(2)-PP-Dol alpha-1,3-mannosyltransferase activity.